This is a messenger RNA of Xyrauchen texanus (razorback sucker), 3301 nucleotides long. RefSeq names its product synaptogyrin-1-like. The record is from RefSeq and is a predicted model, not a curated record. Bases 242 to 910 code for a protein of 222 amino acids. NCBI's taxonomy places the organism in Eukaryota, Metazoa, Chordata, Actinopteri, Cypriniformes, Catostomidae. Gene Ontology annotation, cellular component: synaptic vesicle membrane; neuromuscular junction. The transcript is spliced from 4 exons.
UUAUCUCAUCUCCACCCUUGAAAUGAGAGAGGUACGGUGUGGAAGGAACAUCGUUUCAGGAGAAAACCUGCGAGAAAGGACAGCCAAGAUUGAGACUGGAGAGGGCAGCGUGUGAAGAGUCAAGGUGUAGGUCCAGUGGCGCGAGGAUAAAUUGAUUCGACAUCAAAGUCAAUUAUCUCUGCACUAUAUAUAUAUACAAAAAAGAAAACUUAAGACUCGGAGAAAUCACGAACCUCUGAGGAUGGAGCAGGCAUACGGGGCUGGCAAGGCUGGCGGCACCUUCGAUACAAUUACCUUCUUUCAGCAACCGCAGACUGUUCUUCGAAUAGUGUCAUGGAUCUUCUCCAUCGUGAUCUUUGGAUGCAUUGCUAACGAGGGCUACAUGAACAAUCCAAAUGAGGUGGAGGAGCACUGCAUCUUUAAUAGUAACCAGAAUGCUUGUAAUUAUGGUGUGGGGAUGGGUGCGCUGACCUUCCUCUGCUGUGCCGCGUUUUUGGCACUAGACGUCUACUUUCCUCAAAUAACCAGCGUCAAAGACCGCAAGAAGGCUGUGUUGACUGAUAUCGUUGUUUCAGCAUUCUGGUCUUUCAUUUGGUUUGUGGGAUUCUGUUUCCUGGCCAAUCAGUGGCAGGUGACCAAACCAAAGGAGAACCCGCUCAAUCAGGCCGGAGACGCAGCCAGAGCGGCCAUCACCUUCUCCUUCUUCUCCAUAUUCACUUGGGCUGGUCAAGCUUUCUUUGGAUUUCAAAGGUACAAGCUAGGCGCAAGCUCCUCCCUCUUCUCUCAUGACUAUAUUGAUCCAAGCCAGGAUCCUGCAGCAGCACCCCCUGAAAACACAGAAUACACUGACUACAUCCCGGACAUGGAGGUUAAUUAUAAUGGCUCUGGUGGAUAUCAGAACCAAGACUAGUGAGGUUUAAAUAAGCAGCCUUAACAUGCUAGGCUGGCAGGGCUAAAUGUGGAUACAGAAGCAUUUGGAGGGGAAAGGACAAACAUGAACACUGGGACUUUAUUUUUUGGGGCUCAGGAUGGAAUUUGGGGACCAAAGCAGAGUGGUUAAGAGACAGAGAAAUAAGGGGUAUGUUUGGUGCAAUGACACCUUGUAGGACGUGAUGUGAGAUUGAAGUAGGUAUUGGCUGGUCACAAGACAUGAUCAGUGAGUCUUUUAUAAAGUCUAUGAAUUACUGGAACUUUUACAGUUUAGGCAGGACCAGAUCUUAAGAAACCAUAUUGUGUGCCCCAGGAAAUUUUGCCUUCAGUUUUGUGGAUAUUGGCUUGGGUGGCAAUCUAAUUGAUUGGUCAGUAGAUGUUUUAUGUUCACUCUGACCAAACUCUACAAAUGGUCAGUUGUAGAAUACAUUCUUACACUUAUUUAUAAAUCAAUUUAGUACACUUAAUAAUAUUCAAAUUUGUGAACUAAAUUGAUAGUUGUUUAUCUCUACACUAGUCAAUGAAACUGUCUAGCUUUGUACUGGCGACAGCUGUGACAAAACCUGACCAAACUCAAUGUUUCUAAAGACCAUGGUGUUUUAUUUUGGUAAAGUGUGCAUGCUUCAACAGAAGAGGACCUUAACCCUUUGACCUCUGACUGGAACUCAGACCUCUCUACCCUAUUAAUAGAUCUCUGCUGCCAUUUUUUCACUCCAAGCAUUCUGAACAAUACUUAGAAAUUCUUAUGUCUAGCAUCAAAUCCGUUUCUGCACUAUUGGUGCACAGUAUACUAUGAAAAUAUGAAUGGUCUGUGAUGUAAUACUGAAAGUGAAAGUAAAAAAGUGAAUAAAUUGAAAGUUAAGUUUGUAACAAGAGGAAUGAGUUGCAAGGUUUUGAAAAACACUGUAAAGCUGGAGUAAGUAGCGAUAUGUGAACAUUUAAGGCCUGUUUUUUUAUUUUUUAUCACAAAUGUAAAUGCUAAAUUCAUUAGCCUUGAACACAUUUUAGCGUUCCCUGAUAUAGCGGUUUAUAUAGGGGUUGAUUAAUGACUAAUAAGUCAUUUACAAAUGCAUUAUAAAUCAUUGAUAUGCAGCUAUAACAGGUUGCAAAACAGGUCAACUAUCAUGUAAUAUUUUCCAAAUAGUGAGCAUUUAAACUUACAUGCUCGAAAUGCUUACUUAAUACAUUUAUUCAUACUUUUAUUACCGGAAAUCAAAAACAUGCCCUUGUCCAUGAUUUAUGUCACAAUGCAGCAAAAAUAAAGUAUUAUUGUGAAAUUAGAAGGAGGGGUUUUGCCAUUUUGCUACAGUCUGCUUUUUGUUUAUAUUCAUUACUGUAAUGUUGACUCACUUGUGUUGUCACUUUUCUUGUCACAUGUCAAAAGAAUGGUGCUACACCAAGUGGUGUCCUCACUUAGUCUAAGUUACCUUAAGUCCUCUGCGUGCAAAAACACUUUUCAGGUCUUUAUGCCUACUCACAACAUACAUAUAUGAUAUAAUAAAGACUGAUAACCUGAUUCAAUCAUACAUAACUUUAUUUACAUAGGUUUCUAAUGUUGGCAACUUAAUACAUUCUUCACAUGUGUCCAUUUUACAUUAAGGUACAAAAUCAUUAGUUACUAAUAUUGAAUAAGUGUUAUUAAGCAUUUAUAACAUGAGGAAAAAAGGUUCACUAUUUGGCAGGUAUUGCAAGAAAGUCAUCCUUGUUAUGCAUGUUGCUAUAACCACAUAUCAAUGAUUUGAAUUCAUCCUUAAUGAUCCCUUUAUAAACCCUUAAUAAAAGGAACAUUAUGUAAAGUUUUGCCAUUUUUUAAGUAUGAGUGGGAAUAUGUGGCUAGUUUAUUUAGCCAAUGGAGACUAGCACUCAGCUUUAAAGCGAAUAAAUCUACCAAACCAGACCUAAAGAACUUUCCUUAUGCGUCACACAAAAAAAAAAAGCAUGACUGCUACAAAGUGUGGAAAUCUGGCCAAAACACUGCUCAAAUAUCCAACACUGAUUCCUCAAUUUAUGGGAAUUUCUGCUUAGUAACAAUAAUAUAAACAGUGUAUUUUGCAUUUAAAUGUGUGAUAGAAUAAUGUUGACACUUUCUCUGUUUAGGAAGUGACAUUCAGGAAACAUUUUAAUUUGAUCUUCUGUUGAAACUCUUAAAAAGGAAAGCUACAAUACAAUCAGCAUAAUAUGUAGAAAAUGUACCAGAUGUGUUAUUAUAUACUGUAUGUGUGCAGUUAUGGAGCAGGAUACAAAAUAGUGUAUAACAGUCGAUAACUAACAGAAUCACUAGGUAAAAAUGGGUCAGUGUAUUAUGUCCUGUCUUGUAUGUUGCUUGUCUGGUAUUAUGUCUGUUAUAGAUGAAAGUAAAAGACAAUUGACU